UUCGUCAGCUGCAACUCGGCUUCCCGCCACAUCUCGUUGAUUCGCUGUGGCAUCCUCCUUUCCAUCACUCGCUUCCUCUCGAUCUCCAACGUCAGGCCACCGUGGACGUCUAGAAAGUUCUUGAUUUCCUGCGUUGUCGUAGCUUCUCGGAUCUCCUUCAAUGGUGCACCCGCUGCUACCAUCGAUCUGAGUAAAUAGUUGGCACCGCCCUUAUUCAGCAGCAUUGUAAGGUCUGUGCAGGGUAAGGAUUUCUUCCCCGGUAUAUUGAAGUAGCAGUGCAAGAAUCGUAAACAGCAUCCAUAUGGAGCUACGAAGUUGUGGACAUCUGCACUUCAUCCAGGCUAUUCAAGGCGGUUCGAUAGUGAAAAUGCUUAAUGUUGCUCGUGGCAGGCCAAGACUUUCAUUUAAGAAAAUUGUAGAUAUAUAUGACAUUUCCGUGUUUGACAACAAUGUAAAGGUUGAAAGGUCAUGCAUUUAUGAAGAUGAGAAAAGAACGGUGAAAGCUGAAUCUGAUGCUGAUGCAUGCAGCGCCAAUGAUGGCGAUGAUGAGGCAGAUGUCUUGGAAGACUGUAAUUUUGGCAACCUUACUCUAAAGCAAAUCCAAGAGAGGUGCAAAUCGAGGAAGAGGAAACAUUGGCAAGGUCUUGACACAUCCAAGAGGAAACUAAAAAUUGAAGCUUCCUCAUCUGAAGAACAAUGCAUUGAGAAUCAUAUAGCAUCAAAUGAUUCUGAAUUCAUGGAGACUCUCAGUAGCUGGAGAUCUAAGUUAUCAAAGAAUAAGAAGGCCAAGAAGAGGAAGUGCAUAAAAGACCAAAUGUCUAGUGUUACACAAGAGGUCAUAUCUGCUGUCAAAUCUGAAGUGAUCCAAAAUAGUCAAGAGUCAGAAACUUCAACCGCACUUGUUGAAGUGAAGGCUGAGGUUCCUGAAAUUUCUUGGUCAGAUCCAUGGAGAAUGUUAUACAAUACUAGUAUUAAUUCUCAAGCUUGUUGCUGGCCUGAAGGCUUUCUUGGAAUAGUAGCCACAGAAGAGCCUGAGACAGCCCGAGAAUGUGUGUUGGGUUGUGAAUUAGAUUAUGAGUGGAAAGAGCACGCAGAUGCUACUCCACUUCGAAUUGUAUGGGACUCUAACACUGAUGUCUUGACUAGUGAUUCAAAUAUGAGCAAUGAACAAUCUCAAAACCUUCCUGCAAUAGAAUUUAUUAGUGAAGAAAGUGAAGAAUGUAUCAUGCGACCAGAUCUUCAUUCAAUGUCCCCAAGAACAAUCAAUUUGGAUGAAGAUCAAAACACCGAUAUCUUUUCUAAUCAACCUGACAGUCACAUUGCAAUCACACCACUUAUUGGUGAUGAAGAUAUUAAUUGUUUGGAUCUAGAUAGUGGAGGUAAUGAUGCUUUCUUUGGUGACUGCAGUAGUAGUGAAUAUACAUUGGUCAGUGAACACGGCUGUAAUCCUGAUGGAUCCUUGAAUUAUGGCUCAGAUGGUUCACCUGAUGAGUCCCAGGAUUGCAGCCCAGAUGCUUCACCUGUAUUAGAGGAGAAGCAGCUUACUUCGGCAAGUGUUGAUGAGGAUAGACAUGCUAGUGAAGCUACUGAUGAGUCAAUACCUUGGGAAAGCCACCAAAGUAGUUCAAAGCUGCAUCGUCCUCAAAGGCUGUUAUCAGGCAGAAAGACCAUUUCGCCUUCUUCACAAAUUAAGCUCUGCAAAGCCAUGCAGUCCAUUGAUUUACAUGACAAAGAAUAUACAACAUGUAAAGGGAAACUAUUCUUUGGCGAGCAGACUGAUGACGAGAAGAAAGACACUAUUGAAGAACUUAAUGAGAUUGUGGGAGCUCGAUUUACUAAGCAUUGUAACAAAAUUCGUAAGAUACCUAAGCCUCUUAAAAGAGUUUCCCAUCCUCAAGGCGUUCAAAAGAGUUCUCUUCCUUCGCGUUCAGCUUACCGCGUUAGCACUGGGCCCUCAUCCCUACAGAGUUGCGCAAAGAAUGCGAUUUCAUUUUCCAAGAGGCAGAUGCACGAUGCUGAAUGCCUUGCAAUGAAACUAACAAAUGAAUUGAAGUCAAUGAAGGACAUCAUGACUGCUAUGUUACGCUCUGAAUUAUGUCUGACCACACCUUUGAGAUAUAAAGUAAAUGAGGCAAGAACGGCGGUGAAGAAGGCAACAAGAGCUGAAGAAACUGCGAGACGAACCUUGUCCUUUAUGGCAAGGGAUUGUAGCCGUUUCUGUAAGCUAAUGCAAUUAGCUGACGAAGUUUCCCCUGCAUCUCAAGAUGUUUUAGUGCGUAAUAAUAGGAGUAAAAAGAUAGCUUUUGCUGAUGAAGCCGGAGGAAGGUUGUGCCAAGUCAGAUUUUAUGAGAAUGAGGAGGGGUCUUUGGUAGAAAGUGACAGAAAGGACAUAGUGCUUUGAUAAUUCUAUAGCCUCGUGUGUAUAGUACUUGUUUCAUAUCGCAAUCCUUCUAAUAAUCGAACAAACCAUUUUUAGUGGCUAGAUGGAUUUCAUGCUUAUGCGAGAAGUUCCAGAUUAUUACCAACAA
Prosopis cineraria is the source of this 2528-nucleotide messenger RNA. RefSeq lists its product as uncharacterized. Bases 302 to 2401 code for a protein of 699 amino acids. The record is from RefSeq and is a predicted model, not a curated record. The transcript is spliced from 6 exons. NCBI's taxonomy places the organism in Eukaryota, Viridiplantae, Streptophyta, Magnoliopsida, Fabales, Fabaceae.